Messenger RNA from Puntigrus tetrazona (Sumatra barb), 1788 nucleotides. It is a transcript of the gene lrrc61, whose product is annotated as leucine rich repeat containing 61. The record is from RefSeq and is a predicted model, not a curated record. Gene Ontology annotation, biological process: outer dynein arm assembly. Gene Ontology annotation, cellular component: cytoplasm. The transcript has 9 exons. Gene Ontology annotation, molecular function: protein binding. Lineage: Eukaryota; Metazoa; Chordata; Actinopteri; Cypriniformes; Cyprinidae. The coding region runs from base 337 to 1122 and encodes 261 amino acids.
CUAGUAACCACUGCAAGCGCGCAAAAGCACCGAAAGGGCAACUUCCGGCUGCGCCGAACUUUAAAUAAUUAAUUUAUCCCGGCGUUAAUUAAACCGAGGAAACGCUUGAAAUGAAUAAAACCGGAGCGAUGAAACAGCAGGGGGGCAAAUAACGCCCGCGUUAAAAGCGUGAGUAUCUAGGGCAGACGCUAAGUCGAGGCUAGCCGCGGAGCUAGCGGUCACGCCUGCUCGGAUCUGUCGUGAGCACCGCGUCCUGUACAUGCCCCACCAGCGUUCAUCAACCACGCACCCGUCCCGUGCUUUAAUCGGCGAAUGACUGCAUGAACCUCAGCGACAAUGGACUCGAAGAGGGAAAAGGACAACGAAACGGAGUGCGCAAAGAUCACCACUGUGCUUCUGAAGUCCCGCACCGGGGAGUUCGAUUUGGAGUCCAUCAUGUUUCUUAAGCUUAGGAAUUUAGGAAUUUACGAUCUUGGAUGUAUAGGAGAGUGCGUAAACCUGGAGAGGCUGGACCUCUCUGGAAAUAACAUCACAAAUCUGGGGCCUCUUUCACCUCUACGAAGACUUCUCGUUCUUAACUUGUCAGCCAACAGGAUCUCGAAUUUAGAGCCUCUUUCCAGCUGUGAAAGUUUACAGAGUUUGAAUGUUGCUGGCAAUGUGAUACCGAGUGUGGAAAAUCUUCAUGCGAUGAAGUCUUUAAAGAAGCUGGAGAGCAUCAGACUGAAGGACAACACUUACAAUUAUACCAAUCCAGUCUGCAAGAAUUCUUCAUACCGGACUCUUAUUCUUGAAAUUUUCCCAAACAUGAAAGUGUUGGAUGGCGAAAGGGUGGUGGGACGUGGAAGUGACUUAUACCAACUAUGCAAAGAUAUUGAUGAUACUAUUAAAGCAGGCAUGUAUAAAAACGGCCAACUGUCUGAGUUGCCAGAGACCAAACCUUGGGUGGAUGACGGUUUUUGGGAGAUAAAGAGAUCAAACAAUGCCAUAGUUGACGAAGCCUACAAACAAUUCAGCGAUGUCCUUCACGAGUGCAGGCUGCUGAACGGUCGGGCAGCCCACGUGAUCUCGCAAAACGAACGGACCAUCAGCCUCAAGAGCCAACCAAAGCAGUAUGCCGUUUAAAUCCGGGAAUUUCUCGACCUCAUUGCGUUUCCAUAAGAAUGCAUACGUUUCUUUCUCCCGCAGCUUUUUCUAUGUCUUUCUUAAAGUCCAUAAGCUUGAUGCAUCGCCGGUGCCAGAAAUCCGACAUGCUCCGUGUUGCCUGCAGUGUGAGGGUUUCAGUUUUUUUGCAACUACGCUUGAGCUCUUUCUGAUUUCCCACCGUUUAGAGAGACCGAUGCUGUAGUUAGCCCUAAUCCGAUUUGAUCACUGUCUCAGGAUGUUCACAAUCAAGACAAUUCCUCUUUGCACUCCUAACACAAUGCUGUAUUUAACGUUAUGCUUUAAAUUACGCUUAAAAUGCUGCUAUUUGUAUAUUUCAUAACGGUAAAGCACUAGUAUUGUUUUUCAACCACUUCUGAAGCUUUCCCAUGUUGCUCUUCUUGUUUACAAUUUUUGGUGAAUGCUUUUUGCCUUUUUAUUGUACGCCUAACGUGGAUGAUUUUUAAAUCGCUUGUUUCAUACUAUAUUGUUUCUUUUUAUUCGCUCAAUCAGCCUGUUUGUUUCAGAAUACAUCUAAAUUGUAUGAUACAUGAUCGGCUUUCCAUCUUUGUAUUUACAUUUUGUUGGAUAAAGUACAUUCAUGCCAGACGAUUCCUAUUAAAUAAACAUUUUGUCCUUGUUUACUCA